Messenger RNA from Cyprinodon tularosa, 1610 nucleotides. It is a transcript of the gene acp6, whose product is annotated as acid phosphatase 6, lysophosphatidic. NCBI's taxonomy places the organism in Eukaryota, Metazoa, Chordata, Actinopteri, Cyprinodontiformes, Cyprinodontidae. The record is from RefSeq and is a predicted model, not a curated record. The transcript is spliced from 8 exons. Gene Ontology annotation, biological process: dephosphorylation. Gene Ontology annotation, molecular function: phosphatase activity. The coding region runs from base 65 to 955 and encodes 296 amino acids.
AUAGUCUUUUUAUUAUUUUAUUUUGAAGGGUGGCAGUUUCCCUGGUCAGCUGACCACAGUGGGCAUGCAGCAGCUGUAUGAGCUGGGCCAGAGGUUGAGGAAUAGAUAUAUAGAGGAGACCCCUUUCCUCAGCUCCACCUUUACCUCAGCAGAGGUCUACGUGCGCUCCACUAACAUUGUAAGGACUAUAGAGUCUGCCAAGUGCCUGAUAGCUGGACUCUUCCAGCAAAAGCAAAAAGAUAUUGUGUCCAUCCUGACAACAGAGGCAGAAUCUGAAAUUCUCUACCCUAACUAUCACGGAUGCAAGCUGCUGAAAGUCCUCAGUGGCCCCCGCUGGGCUGAGUUGUCCACUCUGCCUGGCAUUGCUUCAGACCUGCAGAGCAUCCUGAGUGCACUGGGGAUCGCUGCUCACCAGCACGUCGACUUCAUCCUCAUUAGGGAUGACAUGGUUGCCAGAGAGACACAUGGCCUUCCCAUCCCGCCGGUACUGAACUCCUGGAGGAAUACGGUGGAGGACAGAGCUGUGGACAUGAUGUGCCGGCUUUACGAACCCAGCAAGAGUGAGAAGCUCCAGCUGUCGGUGGGAUCUCUCCUCCACCUGCUGUUAGACAACAUUGAGAAGAAGCUACAGGACAGCUCAGCAGAGGCCAACAGGAAGUUGUUCCUUUACUCAGCCCAUGACACCACUCUGAUUCCCUGCCUCAUGGCUUUGGAAAUCUACGACAUGAAAUGGCCACCAUAUGCUGCUGAUAUCACUCUGGAGCUGCACCAACACCGGCAGACCGGAGACGCAUUUGUAAAGGUGUCCUACAUAGGCCAGGAUCAACUCAUACCAGGUUGCAGUGGAGUCUACUGCCCCCUGCAGGAGUUCAAACAGCUCCUCUCCGCAUACACAUUAAACCCUGAAGUCUACGUUACUCGCUGCAACAGCACAGGAGGACCCACUGAACCCUGAACUUUCAAGAAACACAAAACCCGUCUUGACAUUAUGCUCAGCUCUCCUUCCAUCCAGUCACCAUGAAGUCUUGAACACAUCAGUUAAAUGAGUUGCUCGUCUUUCUUUACAUUUAAAUCUUGUUUAAAUUAUUUUUAUAAACAGAUUUUUCCUCAGUUGUUUUAUUUACACCAAGGUGCUCUCUUACUUCAAACUAGCAGAAAAGUUGUUUUCUUUUUUUUUUUUCACUCAAUCGAUUUGUAUCCGCUUUUACCCCCGACUGAUUUCUAGUGAACUCAUCUAGGCGAGCGCAUCAUCAGUAUUACGUUUGCACUGCUUAACAAAAGGUAUAUUUCACUAGUUUGGUGAUGUUGCUGUUGAAUUGAAUGUACUUAAUGAUUAUUUUGGAUUGAGUUUCACAUAUCAAUACAUUAAAUAAGCCUUUAUGUUGUUCCAAAGAAAGUAAAAAAAAACAAUGCACUGGACUUUGUUUCCAAGUUUGAAGACAUUUCACUUCCCAUCCAGGAAGCUUAUUCAAUUCAAAAUGUCUGCCUGCCUUUCUUCAGGUGAUUUGUAGAGUUUAAAACAUUAUGAAAGUGUAUGAUUAAAUUAUUUAAAAGUAUCUACUAUCCUGGGUGUGUUAAAGUUAUGGGGACAAGCUGUUUUGGCGUUUAUA